AUGGCUUGUGAGACUGGGCCAAAGGCAACUGACAGCACCUUCUCGUCCGACAAACAUGCCCAGAUCAUCCUGGCCCAGAUUAACGAGACGCGGAGCGGGCAGGAUUUCUGCAACGUGCAACUGCAGGUGGGAGAGGCUGAGUUCUGCAUGCACCAGCUGGUGCUGGCUGCCAGCAGCCCCUACUUUGCUGCCCUCUUCACUGGGGGAAUGAAGGAAUCCUGCAAGGAUGAGGUACAGAUCCUGGGCAUCGAAGCAGGAAUUUUCCAGACUCUUCUGGAUUUCAUCUAUACAGGUGUGGUGAACAUCGGGGUGAACAACGUUCAGGAGCUGAUUAUGGCCGCUGAUAUGCUCCAGCUGACCGAGGUGGUGGACCUGUGCUGUGAAUUUCUGAAAGGACAAGUAGAACCGUCCAAUUGCAUUGGCGUCUUCCAGUUCUCAGAGCAGAUCACCUGCCAUGACCUGCUUGAAUUCACGGAGAACUACAUCCAUGUGCAUUUCUUGGAGGUGAGCAGCGGGGAAGAGUUUUUGGCACUGACCAAGGAUCAGCUGAUUAAGAUUUUGAGAAGCGAGGAGCUGAGCAUUGAAGAUGAAUACCAGGUGUUCUUGGCUGCCAUGCAGUGGGUUCUGAAGGACCUGGGCAGGACGAAGAACCUUGUGGUCGAAAUCCUGGAACCCGUCCGAUUCCCCCUGUUGCCUCCGCAGAGGCUAGUCAGGUACAUAGAAGGAGUUCCUGACUUCAGCCUCUGAGUGGCCCUGCAGACCCUGUUGAAGGAGUACUGUGAGAUGGGCAAGCCCCCCAAGGAUAACAGGUUCUGCAGUUUUCUGCAGACCUCCAAGGUUCGGCCUCACAAGAAAGCCAGGAAGUACCUGUACGCCGUAGGUGGAUACACCCGGCUUCAGGGAGGCCGAUGGAGCGACAGCAGAGCCCUCAGCUGCAUGGAGCGUUUCGACACCUUCAGCCAGUACUGGACCACAGUGUCUUCCCUCCACCAGGCCCGUAGCGGCCUGGGAGUAGCAGUAGGGGGAAGGAUGAUCUAUGCCAUUGGAGGGGAAAAGGAUUCGAUGAUCUUUGACUGCACUGAGUGCUAUGACCCAGUCACAAAACAGUGGACAACUGUGGCUUCCAUGAACAAGCCCCGUUGUGGCCUGGGGGUGUGCGUGUGUUAUGGGACUAUCUAUGCUUUGGGUGGAUGGGUUGGAGCCAAGAUAGGAAACUCCAUCGAACGAUUUGAUCCUGAGUAAAAUAGCUGGGAAGUCGUUGGCAGCAUGGAUGUGCCGCGCUACUACUUUGGCUGCUGUGAGAUCCAAGGUUUAAUCUAUGUGGUUGGUGGCAUCAGCAAUGAGGGCAUGGAGCUCAGCUCUGUUGAAGCAUACAACCCAAUUUCCAAGUGCUGGUCCACACUUCCUCCCAUGGGGACCAGGAGAGCCUAUCUGGGGGUGGCCACCCUCAAUGACUGCAUCUAUUCUAUCGGAGAGUGGAAUGAGACCCAGGAUACGCUGCACUCGGUAGAAAAAUACUCUUUUGAGGAGGAGAGGUGGGUUGAAGUUGUACCUAUGAAAGUGCCCUGAGCCGGCGUGUGCGUAGUGGUGAUAAAUGGGCUGCUGUACAUCUCUGGAGGCCGGUCUUCCAGCCACGAUUUCUUGGCCCCCAUCACCUUGGACUCAGUCAAAAUGUACAACCCUCACUCUGACACAUGGACUGAAAUAGGUAACAUGAUCACUAGUCGGUGUGAAGGGGGUGUGGCUGUGCUAUGA
Trichosurus vulpecula (common brushtail) is the source of this 1755-nucleotide messenger RNA. RefSeq names its product actin-binding protein IPP-like. The transcript has a single exon. Gene Ontology annotation, molecular function: actin binding. Lineage: Eukaryota; Metazoa; Chordata; Mammalia; Diprotodontia; Phalangeridae. The record is from RefSeq and is a predicted model, not a curated record.